Chaetomium strumarium is the source of this 2862-nucleotide messenger RNA. RefSeq lists its product as uncharacterized. The record is from RefSeq and is a predicted model, not a curated record. Gene Ontology annotation, biological process: DNA-templated transcription; regulation of DNA-templated transcription. Bases 92 to 2407 code for a protein of 771 amino acids. The transcript has 3 exons. NCBI's taxonomy places the organism in Eukaryota, Fungi, Ascomycota, Sordariomycetes, Sordariales, Chaetomiaceae. Gene Ontology annotation, molecular function: DNA binding; zinc ion binding; DNA-binding transcription factor activity, RNA polymerase II-specific.
CCGUAAUUCUACCGGAUCGCCAGCGACAGUCACAGCUGAAAUCAACCGAAGUGAAGCCGUGAACGAGUAGGUGACGAAUUUCCUAGCGAGGAUGUCGUCCAGUUAUCCUCCGCCGCCGUCGUCGACCCCCGACAAUGCUGAGCCGACGGUAGAGACCGCGCAACAAGGCGCGGAUAGCGGCAGCCAACAUGCACAGAUACAUCCGGCAUUCAAUGCGGAUAUUUCUGCUGCCGCGGCAAUUGCAACCGCGCAUCAUGGCCUGCAGGCGCUGCAGGCGGCUGUCGCGGUGCCCGGUUCGGUGUCGUCGCAGAGCUCGGUGGCAAACCAACAUGCGCCCGUCGUCGAUGGCUCGUAUUUGGGAGGUGUGCCUGCAGUGGCCGCCGAAGUGCGAGCCCCUCCGAAUGGCAACCCAAAGGCGACCCGGCUGCGCCGAGCCUGCGACAUGUGCAGCCAGCGGAAGGUCAAGUGCGACGAGUCGCAACCCUGCCGGCCGUGUACGGAACUGGGAGUUGACUGCACGUUCAACCGCACAAUGAAGCGGCGCGGCCCUCCGAACAAACACGUCGAGGCCGCAAAGGCGGCCAAGCAACCGCGACUCGAGCCAAACAUCAGUCCUGGACCGCACAAUGCCGCCGAGACGCUCAUCUCGAUCGCCGGCAGCCAAGAGGCGCAACAAGUUCUCGAUGCCGAGUCGAUUGCGCCGUGGCCGGUUCUGACGCUGCUCAUCGACGACUUCUUUACCUACAUUCACCCCCUCACUCCCUUCCCGCAUGAACCGACUUUCAGGAUGUCCUUCACGGCCAGAGAGGAUCGGACAAACAGAGGAUUCCUCGCGCUCCUGGCAAGCAUGAUCGGUUGCCUGGUCGCUUCCUUUCCCAGGACGGCCCGGCUACACCUCAAGGCGCAGCAACACGGUAUGCACAUGUACCCGAAAGCGAUCACUCUGAUCGACAGGUGCCGGAGCAUCGCCCUUGAAGCGCGCGGCCCGGCCUUCUAUAGCAGGGAAGAUGUCAAUGUCUACGAUGCAGCGACGAGCUACUUCCUCGGGCUGGCCGCAGCAUACACCAUGCAGUGGAAAUUGAGUCGACGAUUCAUGGCCGAGUCCAUGACCUUCAUUCGGGAGCUAGGUUACCAUAAACCUCGGGACAUGGGAUCAUCCAUGUUUGGCGUCACCUAUCGCGGACCGCCGUUCAAUCACGUCGAGGAUCAACUCGGCAAGCGCAUCUUCUGGUGCUUGUUUCUUGGCCUUCGCUCCAUGUACCAGCUUGGCUCGCACCAGGGCGAUAUCGUUCUUCCUCCGCCGACUCCUAGUGAGCCAUACCCGGAGUUGCCCGUGGAGGUGGAUGACCAGUACAUUCUGACCCACCAGAUCCUGGGCCAACCUGAAGGUGUCGUCUCACUCCUGACGGGGUUCAACCAGGGCAUCAAAAUCUACAUGACCAUGAACGGCAUUAUGAGCGUCGAGGUAUCUUAUGGCAUUUCUACGUUGCCGUUUCACGACCAGAAGACUAUGCUCGAUGAGUCCUUGCAAGCCGUGAAACAAGUCAUGGACGGCCUGCCGCGGGAGUUAAUUAUCGACUUGCACGCUAAGUCCGGCAGCAACCAAAUCCAUGGAGUGUCCAACCUGCUCCCAACCAGCCAUAUGACUAGCGUCUUCGACGACGCCAACAGCGGUUUACAUUACUGUCCGCUCCCCUAUGCCGCCCUGCAGCAGGCGAACCCGGACUUCCGGCACACCGUCAGUGCCCAUCCCGAACGCCGGCGUCUGCUUCAAUAUGAGAUUCAGAAGGCCAACAUGUACGCGUCCCAACUCGCCACGCGUUCCUACUACGUCGAGCGCUACCUCAACCUGCGCGACGCCCACCGCGAGCACGCUCGCGUGCAGGCUGCGCAGGCUUCGUUCGCCGCCGCAGCACAACAGCAGCAGCAGCAGGACAACGACGUGGAGGAUGCGACCGCCAGCGUCGGAGACGCAGCCGCGGGGACCCAGUCCGUCGCCGCCGCCGCCUUGCACGCAGCAGCCGAGCAGACCGAUCCUAUUGAUGACACCAUGACGACCGAGCGCGAGCUGAUUGUCCAGCACCUGCUGACGGUGCUGACCUCCAUCUCACAGCGCAGCAUGGAGCCCAACGGGGCGUCGCUGAUCAACAAGAUCCGGCAGGUCGCCAGCACCCUGGUGAACGAUGCGCCAGAACGGAAGGGCCCCGUCGCGGUCAAGGCGCAGGAAUCACUGAGCAAGUUUGUCGAGAUCCUCAUGCGGCUGGAGCGAAUUCCGCCUUCUGGAGUUAGCGAUGGAGGCGUCGCUGCCCCCGGGGACGAUGAAGAGAUGGAGUUGCGGAACUGGGCGGAUCUGAGGGAGCACCAGGUUAGGUUCCUGCAGGGCGGUGGCUUUGUUGGCUUACCCUGAUGCGUGUUUCCGUUUCCGUCUCAUGUUAUAAGUGUAAAUUUAUGUACUACGAUACAUGUAGCAGGGGGUAUAGCGUCUUUUCCGGAAUGGCUAGGCGUACAGCACUACGCGUUUGCUUCGGCAUGGGUAGGCGUUUGGUGUGAGGAAAGGAGGCUUGCUGAGAGCAUCGGGAAUGUCCUGGCGGCGGUGUGGAUUAAUGGGUUGAACAGCAUACUCCUGAUACUGGGCGUUUGUCAAGCUGGUGGCUCUACGGGCAUGACUCGGGGUUCUUCGGGCACGAAGUUGGCGAUAUGCUUCAAUAAUGCUUGGGGCUUCAAUAAUGCUUGGGCGUCUGGAUGGCCGCAGGGAUAAGGUUUGAGAUACUACGGAGGUUCUUUGCCAUAUGUCCCGAUAGGCACGAAUACUUACCUACCUACUAAGCUAGAUAGAUACUUAAUCGAGUUGUUCUGAUCUUA